Aspergillus candidus is the source of this 2113-nucleotide messenger RNA. Its product is annotated as NADP-dependent oxidoreductase domain-containing protein. Gene Ontology annotation, cellular component: cytosol. Gene Ontology annotation, molecular function: aldose reductase (NADPH) activity. Lineage: Eukaryota; Fungi; Ascomycota; Eurotiomycetes; Eurotiales; Aspergillaceae. Bases 230 to 2113 code for a protein of 627 amino acids. The record is from RefSeq and is a predicted model, not a curated record. The transcript has 15 exons.
GCCGCGAACCGCACGAUUGGUCAUGAGGAUUUGGAUCAAGACACCUGUGUUAAGACAACUGAGUCGCUUAAAUAUCACUGCCACACUCCGUCUUUGUUUCAGCAAUCGCACGGCGCUAAGUGCCUGUGAUUAUAUAUACCGCAGAUGAACGCAUGAGACAGGUUCAGUCGAAUGAGACACACUUUGACGACAGACAUCUCUGAAGCAAACUCUAGGCGCAAACUUCAGCAUGGGUUCCAUAGCAGGCUAUGACGAGGCUGCGAAAAUCACAGCGCUCGAUGCAAACAUCCUCUCUGAAAUCCCACUAUUCAAUCGGCCUCUGACUCUAACGAACCAUGGAUCUUCCGCUUGGGCAGAAAGCUAUCGUAUUGACUUGGAGGUCAAUGAUCAGACUGAGAGCUAUUUUAUGAAGGUGUCCGUGGGAUAUCAUGGCAGAGAAGCUUUGAGAGGAGAGUUCGAGUCCACGUCUGCCAUGCACGACGUCGUUGGAGAUUUCACCACCAAACCGAUUGGAUGGGGGUCUUUCAAAAGCCUACCAGGAGCUCACUACUAUUUCUGUCAGUUUCACGAUCUGGACCAAGAAGUUCCUGAGCCAGAAAAAUUUUGUCAAGGCGUCGCUACUCUCCACGCAAAGAGCCAGUCUCCUAACGGGAAAUUCGGGUUUCACAUCGUGACAUACAACGGAGACCUCCCACAGAAUAAUGAUUACGCUGAUACAUGGGAAGAGUUUUUCAUCCACGGAUUCAAACACAUGAUCCAGCUCAACAUUGACCGUGGCGGACCCUGGAGCGAGCUGGACGGCCUGGAUACUACCAUGAUCGCCAAAGUAAUCCCGCGACUGCUACGGCCCAUGGAGACGGACGGCCGAUCCAUCAAGCCGUCCCUGGUUCACGGCGACCUCUGGUGUGGAAAUACGGCGGUCGACGCCGCCACCAACCGGCCUCUCAUAUAUGACCCCGCCAGCUUUUAUGCCCACAAUGAGUAUGAACUAGGGAAUUGGCGUCCCGAGCGGAACAGAUUUACUAUGAAAUACUUUGAAGCCUAUCACUUCCACAUUGGGAAGACUCAUCCAGAGAAGGAUUAUGACGACCGAAAUGCGCUGUAUUCCAUGCGCUUCAACCUUCAAGCUGCAGCUCUAUUCCCUGAUAACCCCUCCUUGCGAGAGUCGGUGAUCGAUGAAAUGAAGCGGCUCGUGGAAAAAUACCCUGGCGGCGGGGUAAAGGAGACGGUUUUGAAAGCCCUAAAAUGCGGAUAUCGACAUAUUGACACGGCGACGGCGUACGGAAACGAGAAGGAGGUGGGAGAGGCAAUUAAGGAGAGCGGUGUACCACGGGGUGAAAUAUUCGUGACAACCAAAUUGGCGCAAACAUGGCAUGAAUCUGCCGACGUAGAACGGGCCUUGGAUAAGAGUUUGGAGCUGUUACAGUUGAGCUAUGUGGACCUGUAUCUGAUGCACUUCCCGCAUGCCUACCGCGCUGGCCCAAAUAACAGCACCAUUCGACAUUCGGACGGAAAGCCAGUCAUAGAUUACACCCUAUCGCGAGACUAUUGCUCUACAUGGACGGCCAUGGAAACCGUUGUCGACAAGGGCAAAGCGAGACUGAUCGGAGUAUCCAACUUCAGCAUCCUCAAACUUCGAAAACUUCUCGCCAAAGCCCGAAUCCCACCAGCAGUAAACCAAGUGGAGGCCCAUCCAUACCUCCCCCAAACAGCACUCCUCCACUUCUGCACCAACCACGGAAUCCACAUCACAGCGCACCAACCCCUAGGUGGCAAGCCCGUUGCAGCCGUGAACCCCAACGCCGACCGACCAGGGCCACUUUACGACCCAGACAUCACAGCCAUUGCAACAAAACACAACCUAUCCCCCGCGCAGGUCCUCCUCGCCUGGCUUCUCCAGCGCGGCAUCUCUGUCAUCCCCAAGACGGUGCACGAGUCGCGACUAGUAGAGAAUAUGGCUCUGCGUAGACUAGAUGAAGAGGAUAUCGUGGCUAUCACGGGGCUGGCGGAGCGAAAGGGGGAAGUGCGCUACUUGGACCCAAGGGGUCAUGUGGGGUUUGACAUUUUUGAUGAGAGGGUUGAUGAGCCUGUGGAGGGUGAGGACAGAACAUAA